AUGCAAAAGAAAAAUCGAAAUAUGACUGAGGCAGUGGAAUAUGCAGCAUCGAGCCCUGCAAUCAUUGAUGAAAUCACUACAGAAGAAAACAUUAAGAAUUGUGUGGGAUAUAAAGCUGAUCCUAAUGAGACUAGUCUCGUCGUAUGCACCUGGAAAGGGUGUAAUAGGUAUUUCACUAAGAUGGAUAAAUUUAUAAACCAUCGCAGCCGUGAUCAUAACACAACGGAUGCAGUAACAGAUAUCUGGAUGUUUGGUAAUAUGAACAAGGGAGAAAUACCAGUCAGCAAUGCUACAAAAACGUUAGAAAGUGUUGGUUCACCCAAUAUAUCGAAGACAUCUACGCAUUUGCCAGUCAUUCCUUUUGCGACUAAAACAGAAAAACCGGAGAUAGAAAAUCAAAACAUGCCAGAUGUUCCUAUUCGAAUUACAGCAGUUACUGGAUUUCCAAGACCUCAAAAACUAACGAAAGACCAACAAGAAAUUCAAAAUUCGAUAGAUACAUCAUUAAAUUCAAACAAACGUCCCCGUGAUCCAACUCAAACCGAAGAGCUAAAGAAAGAAUUGGCUAGUAAUAAAAAAAGAGAAAUAACACAGGCGUUGCCACAAUUUCCUGGUCAUAAUAAUAAUGAAAUGCGUCAACCACAAAGACAGAGGCGAUAUCCAAUAGAUGAAGAACAAUUAAUUGGACCAGAUGGGCGUAUAAGAUAUCCACCAAGAGGAAAUCGAAGUCAAAAUGCUAGUCCAAUGUAUGGAAUACCAUAUGAUACAGGAGAUCCUCGUUACUAUAAUGCUAUGCAACUACAUCAUAUGAACUUUGGACUUUCUCCCUAUGGUGAAUUGUCGCCACCACCUCCUCCGCGUUAUGAUGGUGGUUAUGGUGAUAUACCAUAUGGUCAAUUUUAUGGUGGUGGGAAUCGAAGAUUUUUAAACAGUACCCCACCACCUCCUCCUCCUCAGCGACGGUCAAGAUAG
Messenger RNA from Cetraspora pellucida, 972 nucleotides. The record is from the annotation of a GenBank genome assembly. NCBI's taxonomy places the organism in Eukaryota, Fungi, Glomeromycota, Glomeromycetes, Diversisporales, Gigasporaceae.